Molecule: messenger RNA, 990 nt
Organism: Amphibalanus amphitrite
Lineage: Eukaryota; Metazoa; Arthropoda; Thecostraca; Balanomorpha; Balanidae
Product: annexin A13-like
Exons: 1
Coding region: 1-990 (329 amino acids)
Cellular component (GO): cytoplasm
Molecular function (GO): calcium-dependent phospholipid binding; calcium ion binding
Source: RefSeq, a predicted model, not a curated record
AUGCCUCGGGGCAGUGACAGCUCCGGUCGGCGGAUCAGAGCGCCACGCGGCACCAUCCGACCACACCCGGGCUUUGACGAGGAGGCCGCGCUGGCUCAGGUGCGCACCCUGUACCGAGCCCUGCAGAGACCCGUCGACACGGCAGCGGUCAUCAGCGUGCUCACCAAGUACACGCUACACGAGCGAAAAUAUGUGGAAGACGUGUAUAACGUGCAGCAUGAGCCGAAACUGCAGCACGCGCUCCGAGCGGCGUUCUCGUAUAACGCUCAGGCGACGCUGUUGGCACUACUGCAGUGGCAUAACCAGUUCUUGGCGGCCGCCGCGCGUCGUGCUCUUGUCGCGAGACCCACCGACAAGGCUACUCUGAUCGAGCUGUUCUGCGGCCAAUCACAGGACGAGCUGCGAGACAUGGUGCGCACCUACGACCGGCUUCACAGCCGGCCUCUGCAGGCAGAGCUGCGUGCACAGCUCAAUGGAGAGCUGCGGCAGCUGGCGCUGGCGCUGACCGCGCUCAACCGAGACCAGUCGGAGCCGCCGGGGGAUAACGCCGCCAGAGAGCUGGCCGGUCGGCUGGCGGCGGCCGGACAGGGCCGCGAUGCCGAGAUGUUCAUCAGCGCCUUCAGCACGGUCGGAUACCCGCUGCUGCGGCGCGCCUUCGAGCUUCUCCCGGAGGUCAACCCUAGCCACGCCGACAUCCAGACUGUGAUCCGGGCCAGCUUUGGCGGCGAUAUCCGUACCGGCCUGCUGGCGGUAGCACAGUGUGUGGCUGACCAGCCGGGCUACUUUGCCGAGCGACUGUAUCGCGCUAUGCGCGGGCUCGGCACUGACGACACGGCACUCAUCCGGAUCCUCGUCUCCCGGGCGGAGAAUGAUCUGCAGAAUAUCAAGGACGCCUACCACCAGCGCUACGGCAAGAGCCUGGCCGCUGCCGUGGAAGACGAUACGUCCGGCACCUACUGGCACUGUCUGAGGGCCAUCAUCAAACCGUAG